Molecule: messenger RNA, 699 nt
Organism: Mesorhabditis spiculigera
Lineage: Eukaryota; Metazoa; Nematoda; Chromadorea; Rhabditida; Rhabditidae
Source: the annotation of a GenBank genome assembly
AUGGAAUUCCUGUUCGGCCGCCGGAAGACGCCCGCCGAGCUGCUCCGGCAAAACCAGCGGGCCCUCAACAAGGCAAUUCGCGAGCUCGACCGCGAGAAGAGCCGCAUGGAGAUGCAGGAGAAGAAGGUGAUCGCCGAGAUCAAGAAGAUGGCCAAGAUGAACCAGAUGGAUUCGGUGAAAGUAAUGGCCAAGGAUCUCGUCCGCACGCGGCGCUACAUCAAGAAGUUCAUAGUGAUGAAGGCGAAUAUUCAGGCGGUGUCGUUGAAAGUGCAAACGCUGAAGAGCCAGGACGCGAUGGCGCAGGCAAUGAAGGGCGUGACGAAGGCGAUGCGCAGUAUGAACAAACAGAUGAACCUCCCGCAAAUCCAGCAGAUCAUGAUGGAGUUCGAGAAGCAGAGCGAAAUCAUGGACAUGAAGGAAGAAAUCAUGGGCGACGCGAUUGAUGACGCGCUCGGGGACGCGGAAGACGACGAGGAGAGCGAGGGCAUCGUUAAUCAGAUCCUCGACGAGCUCGGCAUCCAGAUGGGCGAAGAACUCGGCGGACUGCCGGCCCCGGGUGGAAAGAUUGGCACGGCAACAGGAGCAGCUGCAGCACGACAGCCGGUGGCGGCGGGCGGAAGCGGAGGCGGAGCGGCCGGUGGUGCGGGGCACGACAUCGACGACGAUCUGCAGGCCCGGCUGGACCAGUUGAGGCGAGAG